GAAGCAAUUGCUAGUCUGAUCACCGGGACCCUGCUUGCCAAUCGCAGGCAUCAGGAGCAUUAUACCUCGACAGGGUUCUGGAGUAGCUCGCCUGCCAUGACAGGCCCAGGACGUUCACCUUCUUCGCCUUGGGUGCAGAGUGCUCAAGGUGGUCAUGAUGGUGGUGUCACACAAUCAUUCCAGCCUACCAUGUCACCAUCUAAUUCGGGCAUAACGUCGAGCGCUACUUUCACAGAACUAUCAAGUCCCAAUUAUUUCGGUAUGGCUGUUCCGCAGACUCCAGGGCUAUCUACACAGAAGAACUGGGGUACAUUGCCUCAUGCACAACCUUUACCGAGUCCAAAAUUACCCGUGUUUUCUCAAGAAUCGGUCUCAACCGGAUUAAUGAAUCUACUGAAGACCGAGCCUGAGACCAAUCGCAUACGUCGAGAGUCAGCUUUGCAUGAAUCCCCUUCCCCUCAGAUCACUUCAUGGUCAAAGUCUUCACCUUCACAUCCGUUGGGAAACAUUUCAUUCGGACAACCCGGUGGACUUAGGCUUAUGAAUGGCAAGAAUUCAGUGCACGCCCCGCAAGGUGAUAUCCUGGAUCCCCCGCCUGCAUCAUUUCCCUGGGUUUCACCCGAGCGCUGCGCCGCUCUUCUCGGAUCAUCUCAGUCAAAUAGUAUCAUGCUAUUUGAUGUUCGGCCAUUUGCUCAUUUCAGACAAGCCAAUAUCAAGGGAUCACUCAAUCUAUGCAUUCCUACCACCCUACUCAAGCGUCGAUCGUUUGAUACCCAAAAACUAGAAAGCACAUUCACAGACGAUGUUGACAAACAGAAGUUCGCUCGUUGGAGAAAGUGUGAGAUGAUCAUUGUCUAUGAUUCUGCGGCAGUUGAUUCGAAGGAUGUAUCACCGCUUCUGAACGUUCUCAAUAAAUUCCAGGUAGAAGAUUGGAAGGGAGAUGGGUUAAUCUUGCGAACCGGCUUUCAGGGGUUCUCAAGUCGGUUCCCACAUUUGAUUCAACGGCCACAAGCGCAGACAACCGGGCCACCUUCUAAACGUUCUGCUCCUAUGAGAAUCGAUCUCCAAUCUGUGGCCCCUGUCGUUGGUGGCUGUGCUCUGCCAGAAUCAUCCUCUGCCGUCAAUCCAUUCUUUGGAAAUAUUAGGCAGAACAUGGACUUGCUUGGCGGGGUUGGCCAAGUGACUUUGAAACAGCCCGAUCACUUGACUGAAGAAAAACGACGGCAACUUCCUUCCUGGUUGCAGGACGCUUCUGAUACCAAGGACCAAGGGCACAUUGUCUCGGACAAGUUCUUGGUCUUGGAGAAAACGGAAUUGGAACGCAUGAAACAAGCUUUAACCUACAAGGGAGAUGGCAAUGGCAGCAAGUAUCGCGUCGCAGGUAUCGAGAAAGGCACGAAGAAUCGUUACAACGACAUUUAUCCAUUCGAUCAUUCCCGCGUCCGCCUCGAAGGAAUCCCAGCUGGAGGCUGUGAUUACGUGAAUGCAAAUCACAUUUCAGCCGAAUUUACCAAUCGCAAAUACAUCGCUACACAAGCCCCCGUUCCUGAUACAUUUAAUGACUUUUGGCGCGUGGUAUGGGAGCAAGAUGUUAGACUCAUCGUUUCCCUCACUGCAGAAAUUGAGCGAGGACAGGUAAAGUGUCAUCGAUACUGGGAGUCUGGGAAAUAUGGACCAUUCGAAGUCAAGGCCUAUUCAGAAAAGCACAUCUAUGUCGAAUCCCAGGACGAAAAUAUUGAUUCAAUCAUCGGUAGUUCGGAGACAUUCACCAAACGAUCUGACGAUGCAAACGAAACCCCAGCUAUCAUUGUACGGCAUUUCAGCAUUUGCCAUACUUCAUUUCCCUUUCAACCACUUCGAGACAUCACCCAACUUCAGUAUCCUUAUUGGCCGGAUUUCGGAACAACAUCCCAGCCUACCCAUCUGCUCCAUCUGAUUGAACAAUGUAAUAAGGUCAUUCGUGCCACCAGCAAUUCCAGUUUUGGCAGCCAGCAAGCAGAACCGAGGGGUCAACGACCAGUCCUGGUACAUUGCAGUGCAGGGUGUGGGCGUACGGGGGCCUUCUGCACCGUCGAUAGUGUUUUGGACAUGUUGAAACGGCAACGUGCGCAAGCUACCGGUGGUGGAGGUCUGGAUCAAAACCCCAGUGAAUCUUCUGAGUGGAUCAAGGAUUACAAUCUUGACUUAAUCGCAAAGACUGUCGAAGAUUUCCGAAGACAAAGACCAAGUAUGGUACAGAAUCUGAGUCAAUUUGCGCUCUGUUAUGAGAGUGUGCUCGAAUGGCUCGCUUCUGAGAUGAAGUAG
Molecule: messenger RNA, 2304 nt
Organism: Penicillium paradoxum
Lineage: Eukaryota; Fungi; Ascomycota; Eurotiomycetes; Eurotiales; Aspergillaceae
Gene: ptpA
Exons: 3
Biological process (GO): protein dephosphorylation
Molecular function (GO): protein tyrosine phosphatase activity
Source: RefSeq, a predicted model, not a curated record